Messenger RNA from Helobdella robusta, 336 nucleotides. RefSeq lists its product as hypothetical. The transcript has 2 exons. NCBI's taxonomy places the organism in Eukaryota, Metazoa, Annelida, Clitellata, Rhynchobdellida, Glossiphoniidae. The coding region runs from base 1 to 336 and encodes 111 amino acids. The record is from RefSeq and is a predicted model, not a curated record.
AUGAUGAGAUCAAGGUCAAGUAUAACGCUGAAGUACGAAAUCGUUUUCAGAAAUACGGAAGACCUAAAUAAAUCUAAAUAUGAAAUAUUUAGAGAUUCACAGAAUAAGCAAAGGAAGAAAGUAAAAGGUUGCAAUCCUGAUAAUUAUAAAAAGCUGGAUAAAACAAUUUUAAAAAUGUGCUUAGAGGCAAAGGACAAGUGCGAAAUCAUUGAAAAGAUCAAAAACAUUAAUACAAAUGCAAGGUAUGAAAACAUCAAAGAAAUCACUGGAAAAGGGCUUGUACCGUAUCAGGACGCAUCCAUUGGAGAUACAAUGUCAACUUUUAUCCAUUUCUGA